AUGUUCAUUGAGCCCCUUUCAGGUUACACAGAUGAUCCAGACGACGUCUACCCAGAAGGACUUUUCGACCUUUUCGCCUCCAGCGGCAAUCUAAGCAUUGCUGCAGGCGGCAAUCCAAGCGACGCGGAGGGAAAGCACAAGAUAUUUUUGCUCUUUGCGAUCGUGAGCAAAUGGCUGUUGAGGCCUUCGAGAGAGGAGCCUACAUUAGCGAUCCUGGAAAGCUUGCCAUUAUGGAAAACCCCUAUUGCCGUGCUUCAAGUCCGAAGAACAGACAAGAUGACAGAGGACCCUUACUGGCUGUCUCACGGCCACAAUUACCGAGAGCUAGCAGACUACGGAAGCGCUGUGACGGAGAUCGAGAACGAGGUCGAUUUGAAGUUCGGAGGCGUGUUCGUCCUGAGCGACACUCAGCGAGCUAUCGAUCAGCUGCUGAAAGACAGAAUGGGGAACGGCCUCCGAGAAGAUCUGCCCAUCCUGUACGAUCCGGGAGUCAACAGGAGUGCCAUUGAAACGUACGGCCACGCUUCGAUACCCUCGGUCGAAGUCAAAAAGGACCUCCAGGACCACUUCGUUGCCGAGCUGUACACGGCCGCUUCGAUGGCGGACUAUGCAGUCGGCACCAUCUCGAGUAACAUCUUCAGGUUUCUCGGACAGUGCAUAGCUGCCAGGAAGAGAGUUACGCAGAUCAGCGCGAAGGGUCCGGCCUAUUGGUCUCUUGAUAUCGGCGUAGGAUCACGGAGCGAGGACGAUGCUUGGGAUCCGUAG
Molecule: messenger RNA, 765 nt
Organism: Klebsormidium nitens
Lineage: Eukaryota; Viridiplantae; Streptophyta; Klebsormidiophyceae; Klebsormidiales; Klebsormidiaceae
Source: the annotation of a GenBank genome assembly